This is a messenger RNA of Alternaria rosae, 1974 nucleotides long. Its product is annotated as Asx homology domain-containing protein. The transcript has 3 exons. NCBI's taxonomy places the organism in Eukaryota, Fungi, Ascomycota, Dothideomycetes, Pleosporales, Pleosporaceae. The record is from RefSeq and is a predicted model, not a curated record. Bases 438 to 1532 code for a protein of 364 amino acids.
CAUUCAUGACUCUACAGACGCUCUGAUUGGGAUAUCAAGCCCAGAGGAACUGUCUCGAUUGAUAUCGUUAUCCUUGUGACGGAACAUUUGGUACAACCUCAAUCAACGCCCCAGCCACCAUGCGGAGCCGAACUUCUAUCCUCGCGUACCCUUUCAACACCUUCACUCUAUGCAUCGAGUGGCGGACGCGCUCUCAGCCCUGAUUCAAGGCGUUUGAUGCCCUAAGCUUUCUAGUAGAACGCAAUCCCAGCCAUUGGUAGAUCAGCCCGGCGGAAAGCGGUAGCUACUGCCUCAACACAAACGACACUACACCGGUUUUUUUGCCAGCUGCCGUUCAUCUCAGCCUACCCAAAUAGUUACUUGCACUCACGGGAUUUUGCGAGAACAUAUUCGCUCAGGUGCAACGUCACAUUUCUGUGUUCAGCCCGAACGGCAUAAUGUCGUUGCCCGUAAGACAUUCGUCCGCCACUCGGCUCACCUCCCCACACGACCAUCAACCGACACCUGUUCCACCCGCAACAAAGUCAGAGCAAACCACUGCACCACCUCCAACAACACCAAACAAACGAGCCAAGAUGCAUCAUCCUGACCCUGACUCCCCACCCGUCUCUUCACCGCCCUCAUAUCUUUCUGAGCAGGUCUCACUCAUCCCCUCAAGUCUGCCGAGCCAAGUCCCAGGUUCUGCCAUCUCAACAAUAGAGAACGACUCGUGCAUCAUGGCAUCAAUCGAGUCUCCACCCCUACCUCAGCAGGCGCUGGCGCCUGCCUCUGUCUCUACUGCUGUACCGACAUCCAACAUGGGUGCUAAACGCGUGUCCAAACAGAGCCCAAAGAGAGCUCGCGAAGAAGUGGAUGACGACGACGAAGAAGACGCAUUUGGUACACCGCCCCCCAAACGCGCAGCCAGGAGUACAAGCUCAGCAACAAAAGGCACGACUACAACAGAGAAGGCGCCUGCUCCUAAGAAGCCUGCGCCCAAGAAGUCGGCCCCGAAGAAAGCAGCAGCGAAGAAACCCACGCCUGCAGCAACACCGAACUUACGCCCCUCACGGAACCGCAAAGCACCAGAGCGGUUUGAGGAGUAUGAGGAUAAGCCCACUCCCAAAGCCGCCCCGACAAAGAAGGGACUAAGCAAAGUUUUCGAUCCCGUCUACGUCACGACCAACUCCUCCAGCCGCCUAGUCAAAGCAGACAUCUACCACAUGCUCCUCGAAGGACCAGCCUGGACUAGCCUCAGCGCAGAGCAGCAGACUACACUCAUCUCCAUGCUCCCCGAUAAUACCAUGCACCAAGCUCUACUUGCCAAGAUCAGCACUGGCGCAACAGAAGACACAAGGCCUUCAGCCUUUACGCUGGCAAAUAACUGCUUCCGCACCGAUGUCGCCAAGUUCCAGGAAGAUCUCAAGAAUGGUCAUUUGGGGAAGACGUGGCAGGCGGCUGCUGAGCAGGCUGUAACUGAACGUGCGGCGGGAGAGUACGAUGAGUGGAAAGCGGCGGAGGCGGAGUCGUGGUGGGGUCAGAAAAGCAAGUGAGGGCCUCGAAGGCGAAUGAAGAGCGCAGCAUGCUGGUUCGGAGGUUGCUGCAUAUGGCGAUCGCGGUCUACUACCGCGAUUCAUGGCAAUGCUGAUAUACACAUACCGAGACUCCGUUUCGAUGAGCGCGCUUUGCGCGGUGUCAUCCGAAGCUUUGGGACGCGACAUAAACCGCAUCAUAGCUGGGAGAACUUGGUGGGCAACCCCGAGGUUCAGUUGCCACAUCUAGUACGUGUCUUCCCUCCUAGAUAUCAUUUCUGAAAAACGCAUAUGUAGAAGCCACCUAUUAUCUGUAUUCCAUAUUUCCGCCCGAGUCCAGCUAUAAAUUGCCCGUUUCCCCUUUGUUCCUUUGUUGCGCCCUUGGUCGCAGCAGUGAAAGACCAAAACCUCCUACAACGUGACUUUUCCGUUACAUCAGCGCACACUAUUGUAAUUUAGGGAG